Dreissena polymorpha is the source of this 694-nucleotide messenger RNA. RefSeq lists its product as uncharacterized. Lineage: Eukaryota; Metazoa; Mollusca; Bivalvia; Myida; Dreissenidae. The coding region runs from base 188 to 568 and encodes 126 amino acids. The transcript has 4 exons. The record is from RefSeq and is a predicted model, not a curated record.
AACGUUUCUAUUAUUUGACUUAUAACUUGAUGAAAUAGAAUGACACGACGAUAGUCGGGCCUUUCUUGAAGAAAACAGAGUGGAAAUCAAGGUCAACGUCAUUGCAUAAGUGUUACCAUCUAUAAAACUGACCACGAUGACAAUAUAGGUCAGCAGUUUUUGUGCAGGAAAGCAAGAGCUCACAACCAUGUUCUCAAUCGUAUUCCUUGCGACGGUCGCAGUUGUGCACUGUGCCACCACGGUCACCAUGCCAACGGACAUGCCGACGACGGCUGCCCCUAUGACGACGACGGCUGCCCCUAUGACGACGACUACUCCUCCCACGGUCCUUUUCGACAUGAAACACCACAAGGCGAUGGUGGUUGCCGCGGACGGUUGCUAUGAGUACCACAUGAACCACCAGGAUACACUUGAUUAUGCCAACAACUUGGCUGCUCUUACGCAAAGAGUCAUCGAUGCGUGGAUGGCUAGGACAAACACACAGGAAACUGGACACAACCAUAUCAACCACAUGACACCGGAAAUUGUAGCCGCGUGCGCGUCACUUCCUGUUUACAGUUUCGAUUAAAAAUAUCGAGCAUACUGCACGUAUAUGGAUCGACGUGUUUGUUUGAUCUAAAUGUAAUUAAAGUAAAUUAUGAUGUUAUUACAUUUUACUGUUUGACUGGAUAAUAAAUUGAAAUGCCUUAUCAUU